Molecule: messenger RNA, 471 nt
Organism: Sinocyclocheilus rhinocerous
Lineage: Eukaryota; Metazoa; Chordata; Actinopteri; Cypriniformes; Cyprinidae
Product: zona pellucida sperm-binding protein 3-like
Exons: 4
Biological process (GO): binding of sperm to zona pellucida; egg coat formation; positive regulation of acrosome reaction
Cellular component (GO): extracellular matrix
Molecular function (GO): acrosin binding
Source: RefSeq, a predicted model, not a curated record
AUGAAUGAGGAUUCACUUGUUUAUUCAUUUGUUUUGGUGUAUUCACCUUCACCUGUUCUUAACACGCCUAUUGUGAAGACUAAUGAAGCUAUGGUUGAAAUUCAUUGCAUCUACCCAAGGAAACACAAUGUGAGUAGUAAUGCAUUGAAUCCCACCUGGUUUCCCUAUGCUGCAGUGAGAGCUGGCGAAGAACAUCUGCACUUCUCCCUCAAACUCAUGACUGAUGACUGGAGGUAUGAGCGAUCAUCUAAUGCCUACUUUCUGGGAGAUUUCAUAAACCUGGAAGCCUCAGUGGUCCGUGCUAAUCACGUUCCUCUGCGGGUGUUUGUGGAAAGCUGUGCAGCUACUUUGGGCCCCAGUGGGGAAGCCGCCACCAUCUACACGUUCAUCGAGAACAGCGGGUGCAUGAUGGAUGCCAAGCUGACAGAGUCCAGGUCCAGGUUCAUGUCCAGGAUACAGGAUGACAAGUUA